GUAUGACAAACGCGACAUUUUUGUUAUUCUAUCUAAAUUUUUCUUGCAAAUAAAACGUAAAAGGAAUUUAUUAUGUGAAAGAUAAUUUGGAAGUAAAAUCAAUUAUGUCAGCUUCAAACGUUUUAAUAGGUGGUGGAACAGGAUUUAUAGGUAGUCGUCUCUGUAACAUUUUAAAGAAUAAAGGUUAUGGAAUUACCGUUGUUUCACGUAUGCCUGGGAUUCAAAAUAUCUCCUGGAGUGAUUUACACGCAAAAGGUCUUCCUAAAGAUACAACAGCUGUAGUUAAUUUGGCUGGUCAAAAUGUCAUGGAUUUCAGGAGGCGAUGGACACCGGGAUUUAAACAGAAUGUUUUUACUUCAAGAAUUAAUACGACAAUUUCAUUGGCCAAAAUGAUUAACGAAGCACAACAGAAGCCAUCAGUAUUUGUCACAAUAUCAGGAGUUGGUGUUUACAAACCUAAUCAAGAAAAAGAAUAUACUGAAGACUCGAAAUGCGAGGAAUUUGAUUUCUUUUCUAAAUUAUGCAAAAAUUGGGAAGAGGCUGCUGAUUUGAAUGUUGAGGCUAGGAAUUGUUGUCGAACUGUCACUAUACGCAGUGGUGUAGUAUUAGGGAAGGAGGGAGGUAUGAUCAAACAACUAUAUCUCCCAUUUUAUUUGGGUUUAGGAGGACCUGUUGGAAAUGGCUCACAAUUUAUGCCUUGGAUUCAUAUAGAUGAUUUAAUAAAUCUUAUAGUUUAUGCCAUUGAAACUCCAAAGGUUGAAGGAAUACUCAAUGGUGUCGCACCUCAGCCUUGCACAAAUAAAGAUUUUUCCAAGGCCUUUGCAAAAGCACUUCGACGACCUGCUUUUGUACCGCUUCCAAGUUUUGUUCUAAAUCUAUUAUUAAAUAAGGAGAGAGCCGUUAUGAUCACAGAAGGACAAAAAGUUUUGCCAAAGAAAACACAAGCUGUGGGAUUCAAGUAUAAAUAUCCCGAUAUAGAAUCGGCGUGCAAGGCUAUCGUGAGUGAAAAAUGAAGUACUUCCUAUGUAUUAAUAAUGAAAAGGCUGAAAUAUCGUUUCCAAUGCAAUAAUUAUAUUUAUAUGUAGAAAUAACUUACAUUGUAUUAUUUAUUAUGUACUUAAUAAAAAAUUUAAAAAUUA
Molecule: messenger RNA, 1139 nt
Organism: Anoplophora glabripennis (Asian longhorned beetle)
Lineage: Eukaryota; Metazoa; Arthropoda; Insecta; Coleoptera; Cerambycidae
Product: epimerase family protein SDR39U1
Exons: 3
Coding region: 105-1013 (302 amino acids)
Source: RefSeq, a predicted model, not a curated record